UGCCUGAAUAACAAGAAGAAGAGCAAUAUUAGGAAAAUUUUUGUGGACAGCAUUAUAUUUAGCGUCAUUUUAGUUCGGAAUAUUGAUAUAUCUUCAUAAAUUCCUUUAAUAUCAUUAAAGUAUUUGUAACUAACACAACUUAUUUUGAAUUGGAAAUAUAUAUCAGCCGUAAAGUGUAAAAGAUACUUCAUUGAAUUUUCAACAACUACAUUUGAAGCAGGCGAUAAGAAGAAAUUGAUUGGGAAAUAUUUUGACUGCAACUUGAUGCAUAAUACACAGACAAAAAUGGCGCCUACCUGCCAGUAAGAAUAUAAUCAAUUGUGAUUAUUGGAGAGACUUUGUGGCUGUAGCUGAGGAAUCUACUUGUUGACUUUUAUUAUAAUUACAAAAAUCAUAACCUCGAAGUUUAACAUGUCGUCCAAUGUGGAUGGGACGACCGGUAUUGAGUCUAUUAAGGCUGAUAUUGAUCAAGAACGGAAAAAUGCAGCAAAUCAACCAACGGAAGAUGUUGGUGGUGAUUCGCCACGUAUAAUAGGAAAUGAAAUAUUGGUUAAACCACAAAACAAAACUUCGGAAGGUCAGCAUACUGAUGAUUUGUUUUCAUUGGAGCGGGAAAUAGCUAAAAUACAUAAUGUUGAUGAAAGUGCUGAAAACGUACAUGUUAAUCUUGCACAUACGUCUUCUUCACCAUGUGGAGACAAUGCUGAAAGCAAUGGUGACACGAUUAUUGUUGCAAGCAACAGCUUAAACACAGAUGAAAAGGAAGCAAGUGAAACAAAUUAUGAAGUAAAAGUAAACACAAUUGCAUUGGGGGAAACAGCGUUAGACCAUGAAGAUUUGAUUGCCGUGUUGAAGGGAUUGGAUGAUGGAAAUGCUACUGAUGCAGAUUUAAUUGAAGGUGUUACAAUAGAGGGUGAGGGGGAAUAUCAAAUCAUGGAAGUGGUUGACGAUGAUACAACUGAAGUAGAAGUGUCACCACCAUUAUCCCCCCUAAAAUCGGGAAACUCUUCGAAAUCUUUUGGAGCAGCAGUUCUUACCACAGAAGAAGAAAGGGCCUUGGCAUUGGAACAAAUGGCAAACAUUGAUAAAGGUCGUAACAAACAGCGCAAACGUAAACAGGAUAUCAAACCAAUGCAACAGAUCGACCCUGUUGUGGACUUGGUCUCUUCAUUGGAAGCAGAUUGGACUGAUAAUGACGAUGAUGGUAGUAGAGAAAAUGUAACAACAAAUAAAAAGGAGUCGCCUGUUCCAGUUCAAAUAAUUGAGUCAAAACUAAAUGUUCCACAAAUAACCAGCGUUGUUGUUAUCCCUCCAUCGUCCGACAAAAGAAAAAGUUCAGAGUCUAUGGUACAGAAUUCGACAAGUGCCGAUAAAAAAGAGAACAUUUCUAAAGAGAAUGAGUCGAAAGAAGCAGUCAGUACUUCAUCCCCGAUAGAGGGUGUAAUUGUGACAAAAACAAAUGAAGAACCACAAAUCUUAAGCUCACAUACAGGAUUUCGUCGCACGCGCAUUAUAAAACGCAAAAUAAUAUGGGAUCCAGAUGCACCAGAAACAACAUUCUCUUAUGCAAAAUUAGUCACUAGCAGCAAUAAGAAUAAAUCUAAGACAGAGUCGCCCACCCUACCAACUAGUACGAUAACCAAAGGCUCUACUACCAUUAAACCUGUUAAGAAGGAAGUCAACCCGAAUAUUGUGAGAAAAACCCAGAGACCGGCUACGCCAAAAGAAAAUAAACUGGAUUCUACUAUUGGCAAAAAAUCGAUUGCAAGUCAAAGGCAAAACAAUAAGAAAGAGGAGGUAUCAGAAAGUAAAACACCAGCAGAACCCGUCAGAAAAUCAUCUAGCCCUUCAGCAUCGGAUCUUUCUCCCAACAAUAAUAAAAGACGAUCAUUAACACCAGUAACCAAUGGCCCCGCUGCAACAAAGAAAAAGAAAGUGUCCGAAAUCGACCGUUUGAUGGGUGAUGAAGGAGCUGUAAAUAUGAUUAACUCUUUGGAAAAAUUAGGUACUGUAGAAACAAAAUCGGCGCGACCGAUGAUGAGAAGUCGUGCAGCAACAAUAUGUGAAAGAAUACCCCGCAAGGAAUCAAUAUCGCCGGUCAAAACACCACCACCUACAACGACUAGUCCACAAACUCCCAGAAGUGGCAAACGUACACCUAAGCCACGAGCCUCUUCCGGAUGGGAUUACGUUUACAAACAAAAACAGCAAAAUAUCGAUGAUUCCAUGAUAAUACGACGACGUUCAAACAGUUCAUACUCUAGCACGGCUUCUUUAAAUCGAUUGAGUCUAGAUGGUCCAUCGACACCUGGUAAUACAACAAAAUCCCAAGAUGUUAAAUCUACAACUUCAACGCCGGGAAAUGUAACACCGAAAGUCGAUUCAAAGACCCCCGAUGAUACUGCAUCUCAGGGCAAACGCGCAGGCGCCAACAGCAAGAAUAGCCCUAAAUCGUUUGAAUUUGCCAAACCUGAAAAUAAAAAAACACAGAGACGUACAAAAAGUCCGGCAACGGGAACUCUUACAAGCGAUUUGAAAAAACCAGCGCCGGCCGCAAACAAGCGUACAUCGCACAGUCCAACUUCAACGUUGGAUGACGAACAAAAAGAUGUGGGAAAUUCUCCAAAGACUGUGCCCACGGCAACUGCAGCACCGGCAAAGGAUAAAGCUCAUACUUCAGAUGUUAUUGUUAAAAAAUCAUCCAAAUUGGCCCAGAUUAUAUUUAGCACUAAUAAAGCCAAAUUAAGUUGUACUUUUACGGCUCAAAUGUUGAAUAAAUUAUCGGAUAUUUUGGAUAAAAUGGCAAAUGAUUCUGACACGAAUGUUACUGUCAUUUUAACGAACGACACACACUUUUGCCAGGGAGUCGAUUUAACUGAACUCGCAGCUGGUUCAGCAGAAAAAAGGAAAACUAUAGUAAAAAAUUUAAUCGCUGCAGUCAAGAGAUAUUUGGUAACAUUGGCAUCAUAUCCCAAGCCAUUAAUAGCUGGUGUAAAUGGACAUCUUAUGAAUCUAGGUGUAAUGCAAUUGCUGUUUUUCGAUGUUGUCGUGGCUGGUGAUAAGUCUACCUAUGAAACAUCGUAUACUAGAAUUGGUCAGUUACCGGAAAGCUAUGGUGUUUGGAAUAAAUUGAACAAAAUUCGUGGAUCAUUUAAAACCAAACUAUUUUGGCUAAGCGAGAAAGUGCAAUCAACUGAAGCUGCAUUGGCGGGCCUUGUUAAUAAGCUUACUUCUGGCGCGAAAGUCAACGAAGAAGCCAUUAAUAUAGGCAGAAAAAUUGCAUCGAUGCCUGCUGAGUCAUACCGCUCAAUGAAAAACACAGUAACGCAGUGCUACCUCGAGGCCAUCGAAGAAACAUUUGACGAAGAAUUCACUACAAUUGCCGAGCAAUGGUUAUCUAGUGAAUGUGUGGAACAAAUCAAAAAAAUCAUUGACCAGGGACAUUUUUAGUUGCAAGGGUUCGUCUCUUUAUUACGUUAAUUUCGUUUAAUUGCAAGUAUUUUGAGUUCAAAUUAUUUUCAUGUACAUAUCUGUUAUGUACAACAAAAUACUAUAUGGUGUUUCUGAUAAGUUUUAGUAUGACUUUUUUUACCCAACUGGGAUCUUAAUUUCUUUAUAUUUCUAAGUAUAACUCUAAAAAAAGGGAUAUUAUAGAAUAUAUCCCUACACAGAAGUGGCAAUUUGAAAUGUAAUUUUAAACGUGGAUUAAAAUUUCCAAAGUCAAACACAUUUAUUAACCAUACAAAAAAUGUUUCGAAAGAAUGUGCAGUUUUAUGCAAUUGUAAGUAAAGAAAAUAUGUUUGAAUAAAUAUUAAAAUAAUG
Musca domestica (house fly) is the source of this 3822-nucleotide messenger RNA. RefSeq lists its product as uncharacterized. The transcript is spliced from 7 exons. Bases 412 to 3450 code for a protein of 1012 amino acids. Lineage: Eukaryota; Metazoa; Arthropoda; Insecta; Diptera; Muscidae. The record is from RefSeq and is a predicted model, not a curated record.